Caenorhabditis angaria is the source of this 915-nucleotide messenger RNA. The record is from the annotation of a GenBank genome assembly. Lineage: Eukaryota; Metazoa; Nematoda; Chromadorea; Rhabditida; Rhabditidae.
AUGAUUGUUGUUUACUUCUUUUUGAGUUUUUUGGUAAUUCAUUAUCCCGCCAAUUGUCCACUUGCCAUUCUUGUAUUGGACACAUAUCCCAGUAGUAAUUUCACUUAUGCCAAAGAUCUCAUAUGGGAACCCAAAGAUCACCCGCAUACUCUCAGUUUGUUGGGUAUGUUCAGGUGGGAGUUGUCAUAAAAAACACGAGUAGGGUAUACCCGGACAUUCCCAGAUGCCAAAAAUCGGCUGCUUUUUGAAGUUAAAAAAUCUAAAAAUUGGCUUUCAUCAAUCUAUUUGUUUUUCAAUUAAUGUCCAUCGUAUUUUUGCUAAAUUAUCCCGAGUAUUUUACGAUUUAUUCGGGUAAUGUCCGGGUAUACCAAGAUGUCAGCCAUGUAUUUUCUCCGCAUUUCUCUUGUUUUCUUAUUAUGUUACGAAAUAGCCACAUUAAAAAAAAUACAUUUAGAUGUUGUCAUUUUCUUUGAACCAGUAAAUGUAUCAAUGGCAAUAAUUUUCUUCUCAUUAACUUUUAUCAAAAUCCAUCAAAAUCGUCACAUUUUAUCGGAAACACGAAAAAAAGCCGAAUUAUCCAUUAUUUAUCAGAAUGUGCCAAUUAUUUUGUCUUUCAUUUUUAAAUACCUAACAGCUUUGGUGAUUUAUUUCAUUCGAGUUAAAUAUGAUGAUCGAGAUAGCACUUUUGCAUCUAUCAUUUGCAAUGAUUUUACUAAUGUUACUUCAGUUUUUCCAACUAUUUAUACAUUUGCUAAUUUUAAACGACUUCGAACAGAUUUCUCAAAAUGUUGUUGCUGUUUGAAAUGGAUUACUUUAUGCAAAAGAGGAAAUCGGAUAAGUGAUCAAUCUUUACAAUAUAUGAGCACAACAAGACAUGCGAUGGAUCCUGCUGCUGCUCCACCACCAAAUAAUUGA